AUGGUCCGAUGCCGCGUGAGGAACCCCAGUGAGCGUCGGCAGCAGGGGCCCAGGCAGGACCCGGGAUGUGAGCACCAGGACCAGGAGCAGGACGGGGAGCAGGGGCUGACCCAGGAGGCCGCCGAGGUCUUCGGGAGGACACCGAGGAGCUGCCAGUACAGGCGCAGGCCCGGCUCCCGGGGGAGGCUGCCCCGGAUCCACAGGUGCCUCCAGUCCUGCCAGAGGCACCGCAGGCGCUGCCGGUGCAGAUACAGGCGGCGGUGCUGCCGCUGCUACCGAGGUGCGUGCCCACCCCGCUGA
This is a messenger RNA of Marmota flaviventris (yellow-bellied marmot), 300 nucleotides long. It is a transcript of the gene Prm2, whose product is annotated as protamine 2. Gene Ontology annotation, molecular function: DNA binding. Gene Ontology annotation, cellular component: nucleus. NCBI's taxonomy places the organism in Eukaryota, Metazoa, Chordata, Mammalia, Rodentia, Sciuridae. The record is from RefSeq and is a predicted model, not a curated record. Gene Ontology annotation, biological process: chromosome organization; nucleus organization; spermatid development.